UGCCCACCUUCCACCUAGGGAGCCUGGUUCUUUGUCUGAUCUUAUUAUUUGGAGUGAUGUUCCUCCUUCAUUUAUUGUAAGUUUUUUAAUAAAAUAAAAAAGCCUCGACGCUCAUAAUCGCAAAUUUCCUGUGUCCUUUUCCCCUCAAAAUUCCCCACAAUCACUAAGUGUUAUCGCAACGAUGUCGUCGGAGAAGAAGGUGACGUUGAGAAGUUCCGAUGGAGAGGUGUUCGAGCUGUCCUUGACUGUGGCUCAGCAGUCGGAAACUUUAAAACGCAUGAUCGAAGACGAUUGCGCCAAUAAGGACUGCAUUCCGCUUCCGAAAAUUACCGGAAAGAUCCUCGCAAUGGUGGUUGAGUACUGUAAGAAGCACGCCUCGACUUCGCGUUUGAGGGAGCUCAAGGCCUUCGAUGACGAGUUUAUAAAUGUCGAUAUGGACACUCUGUGUCACCUCAUACUGGCUGCGGAGUACCUGCGUAUUAAUGGCCUUGUGGUUCUGACUUCCCUUUCCAUGUCGAGGUUGAUGAUAGGUAAAACUCUACCUGAGCUUUGCCAGACAUUUAACAUCGAUAACUUGACCCCCGAGGAGUUUGAGCAGAUCCGUCGGGAGAACCAUUGAGCUUUUGAGUGAUAUGCUAUAACUCUCUCCAUUUAUGACUGAUUCUUUGUGAUGCUGGAUACCUGGUUUUAAUCAUUUGUUUCAUUCACUGAAUGCUAUAUUUCAUGAUGUUACUGUGCUUA
This is a messenger RNA of Ipomoea nil (Japanese morning glory), 741 nucleotides long. RefSeq names its product SKP1-like protein 1B. Gene Ontology annotation, molecular function: cullin family protein binding. Gene Ontology annotation, biological process: SCF-dependent proteasomal ubiquitin-dependent protein catabolic process. NCBI's taxonomy places the organism in Eukaryota, Viridiplantae, Streptophyta, Magnoliopsida, Solanales, Convolvulaceae. The record is from RefSeq and is a predicted model, not a curated record. The transcript has 2 exons. Gene Ontology annotation, cellular component: nucleus; cytoplasm. Bases 182 to 619 code for a protein of 145 amino acids.